UCGCAUUAGGUUUUCUAUCAAGACGACGAUGUCAACAGCAAGACCGUAGCACUUCUAGUAGAGCGAAGACGCGGGCGACUGUGAGAGUGUGAUUGUGUGUGAUCAGAGCCAGAGGAUACGGCCAGGAUAUACGUGUGCUAGUGUGUGUAUCAGUCAAUCCAAGUGUAACCCAAGAAAAACUGAGCGCAACAACUGAGAACGCUUAAAUAGCCCGAAAUCAACGAGACCAACGAUGCAAACAUUUAAGGUCUGCGCUCUCCUGGCGUUCUGCUUCGUCCUCGUUUCCGCCCGCGGCAGCAAACGGCGCGAUGGCACCGUUACGAUAUCGGAGAGCGAACGAAAGAACAUUGAGGACUUUCUGUUGGCCAAGCUUAAGCAAAAUUGCAGGCAGGAAGACGAUCGCGCCUGUAAGAUGGUCAAGAUGUCUAUUGUGAUGAACCAUCUGUACCUGAACACCCGUAUCGACCUUGGCGACCGAUUCAAGGUCACAGAAAACGGGAAUAUCUCAAUGGUACCAGAUGAUCCGGAGGUCAACCAGCUGCUGUCACGCUCUAUGGGGUCCGAUGAGGAGACCUUCGCCCUUCUGAUGGCCAACAAGCUGUGGAAAUUCAUUCGUUCGCGCUCCCUGCGAUACAAGUUCUCAGAGAACACGGACUUUGUGAUCAACAGCGAUCCGGAGGGCAGUCUGAAUUUGGGCGUAUCAGUGCGCCCCCUGGAGGCGUUGCAGGAAGGGCGAGGCAAGAUGAAGAACAUGGGGCCACUGCUGAUGAUGAUGGCGGCCAAGACGGGCAUGGUGGGAGCGCUUCUGCUCAAAGGACUCUUCCUGCUGGCCGGCAAGGCUCUAAUUGUCUCGAAAAUCGCCUUGCUGCUGGCGGUGAUCAUCUCACUGAAGAAGCUGCUCUCUAGCAAGAAAACCAUCGUGGAGGUGCCAUCCCACCACGACAGCUAUAGCUCCGGGUGGUCGAGGGCCUUUGACGGGUUCGUGGAGGGACUUGUAGACGUGCCCGCCGAUAUAUUGGCCAAGGAGGUGCAGCACCAGCAGGAGCAGGCCCAAAACAUGGCUUACAGUGGCCAACAGCCGGGGAAAGUGGCGCAAUAAAGCUAGUGUUAUGUAUGUCAUUAGAUCAGGAAUGAACUGAAUUGGGUUUUCCUCUAACACUUUUCCGCUGGCUUGGGGGAACUCCUCUCACUCUCUUCUCUAUCUUCCUAUUGAUCUCUUGUAGACUUUCUCCACUUUCCCUUAGAAUUACUAUGUUUCCCACUAACUCUCUCUCUCUCGCAUCUCAUUGCAAUUGCAAUUCUCCCUCACACUUUCACUUUCCGUUUCCGUUUUCUCAAUGAUGCUCAUUCUAUCGUUUGUAAUUUAUUUAAACUUACACUU
Drosophila melanogaster (fruit fly) is the source of this 1381-nucleotide messenger RNA. It is a transcript of the gene Osi3, whose product is annotated as osiris 3. Lineage: Eukaryota; Metazoa; Arthropoda; Insecta; Diptera; Drosophilidae. The transcript has 3 exons. The record is from RefSeq and is marked reviewed. Bases 233 to 1099 code for a protein of 288 amino acids.